AUGAGCGAUGCGCGGAAGGAGCUAAAACGCGGAGACGAGACGAGGCGUCGACUUCCCCAGGAUAUCCAGACGCUUGAGCUGGUUUGGGCUGGCGUUGCAGGAAGAACCGGGAUCUGGUUGCGACCGGCGGCGGCGGUUGGCAGAUUUGCGGAUGGUGUGGUAGGGUUUGGCAAGUGGGAUGACGUCGAGGACGGAGAAGAUGGCGAACUGGGUCAGGCGGUGGGCAGACGAAGUGUCGAAGAGUUUGCAGUACGACUGCGUCGGAAGACAGCGCAGGGCUAG
Molecule: messenger RNA, 282 nt
Organism: Sporothrix brasiliensis 5110
Lineage: Eukaryota; Fungi; Ascomycota; Sordariomycetes; Ophiostomatales; Ophiostomataceae
Exons: 2
Coding region: 1-282 (93 amino acids)
Source: RefSeq, a predicted model, not a curated record